UGAGAGUUAGGUGAUCUGAGAGAUCAGAGAUGGAGAAGAAAGCCUAUGGAGCUCAUGCCCUACUGCUUUCUUACCCAACUCAAGGCCACAUCAACCCUAUGCUCCAAUUCUCCAAGCGCCUGGUAUCCAAAGGCCUCAAAGCCACCCUUGCCACCACCCUAUCCAUCACCAAGUCCAUGCAACUAGACUGCAGUUCAGUCCAAAUUGAUGCCAUUUCUGAUGGCUACGAUGACGGCGGUUUCGCCCAAGCCGAAAGCGUCGAGGCCUAUCUCCAGCGAUUCCAAGCUGUUGGCUCACAAACCCUAGCUGAGCUAAUUAGGAAGCACAAAAGAUCUGGACAAGUUCCUAUUGAUUGCAUAAUCUAUGAUGCCUUCUUGCCCUGGGCCUUGGAUGUGGCUAAGGAGUUUGGCUUGGUUGGAGCUGCUUUUUUCACUCAAACCUGUGCUGUGACUUACAUAUUCUACUAUGUGCAUCAUGGGCUCUUGACCCUGCCGGUUGCAUCACCGCCUGUCUCGAUUCCUGGACUGCCCCUGCUUGAUCUUGAGGACAUGCCGUCCUUCAUUAGUGCUCCGGAUUCGUAUCCAGCUUACUUGAAGAUGGUGUUGGAUCAGUUCUGUAAUGUGGACAAAGCUGAUUGUAUUCUUGUUAACUCAUUCUACAAGUUAGAGGAUUCGGUGGUUGAUGCAAUGUCCAAAGUCUGUACACUACUCACAAUUGGACCAACAAUUCCCUCAUUUUUUUCGGACAAGCGAGUCAAUGAUGACAUGGCUUAUGGGCUCAAUUUCUUCAAGGCACACCAGUCUGAAACCUGCAUUGAAUGGCUGAGCAGCAAGCCAAAAGGGUCUGUCGUCUAUGUCUCAUUUGGCAGCAUGGCCUCUUUGAGCGAAGAGCAAAUGGGGGAGCUUGCUUGGGGCUUAAAGGGAAGCAGCCACUACUUCUUAUGGGUGGUUAGGGCUUCUGAGGAGGCAAAGCUCCCAAAGGGGUUUAUCAAUGAGGCGUCGGAGAAGGGCUUUUUGGUGAGAUGGUGCCCCCAGUUGGAAGUGCUGGCCAGCAAUGCAAUCGGGUGUUUUUUCACACAUUGUGGGUGGAAUUCCACCUCUGAGGCCUUGACCUUAGGGGUGCCAAUGGUGGGAAUGCCGCAGUGGACAGACCAGACUACGAAUGCUAAGUUUAUAAAGGAUGUUUGGAAGGUGGGGGUUAGGGUCAGGGAAGGUGAGGAUGGGGUUGUGAGAAGAGAAGAGAUAGAGGCUUGUAUAAGGGAAGUGAUGGAGGGGGAAAGGGGGAAGGAAAUGAAGGAAAAUGCUAUGAAAUGGAGUGGUUUCACUAGGGAGGCAGUUGGGGAAGGUGGCACAUCUGACAGGAGCAUUAACGAAUUUGUCUCCAAAUUAAAGGUUUCUAAAUAAUUAUGCGUGCUUGUUGCCAUUCUUUAUUUCACUACUUAUUGAUGUACUUCAUUGAAGAAUGGAAUUAGUGAAUUAAUAAAUACUUGGUUUUUUCAUUUAAA
Messenger RNA from Vitis riparia (riverbank grape), 1504 nucleotides. Its product is annotated as UDP-glycosyltransferase 74F2-like. Lineage: Eukaryota; Viridiplantae; Streptophyta; Magnoliopsida; Vitales; Vitaceae. The transcript has 2 exons. Gene Ontology annotation, molecular function: UDP-glycosyltransferase activity. The record is from RefSeq and is a predicted model, not a curated record. The coding region runs from base 30 to 1403 and encodes 457 amino acids.